AAAGUCGGCGUCAGUACGUUUUGAACCGGCGACGUCGCCACUCGCCUCAGUUCUACGCUAACUACGCGUGUAAGCUUAAAAUCGCGUAAUUUAACUUAACAAAAUUUAGAUACGUAUAAAAUUAUCAAGCCGUGAAACUGUACAUUCUAAUUUCAGCGGCGAUGCACGAAAGCGGCUAAAAAUAAACCGGGGUUCGCGCGCUCCCGUCGCCCGCCGCCGGCUCGCAUUUUCAUACUAGUUACACUAUUUCUGUCUGUAAAGCAAUAAGAUAUCCUACAUGCGAGUGAAAUCAAGUGGACAACUCUCGUGUGGACAAUGAGAAAAGUGCGUAAAAAGAAACCGAUUGCCGCGAGGCGACUGUGAGACUCGUGUUGUUUUAGUGUAUACUAACUUUAUUGUGCCACGGAAUUACGACGCAACUUUUAAAGAAUGGCGCUCGUAAUGUUGCCGUGUGACCUGCCUUGGUGGACUUCAGUACAGCGUCAUUUAAAACAUCUUCUCUUGGCAUCAGCUCCUGUUAAACUCACAGCAAGCAUGAUGAAAAUUCAUGACAUGUGCAAUAUAGGUAUAGAUCCAGAUGACGACAUCAAAGAUCCGGAUCUGAUGAAAGGCUUGGAGCAAUUUCUUAUAGAAGAGCUAUCUGAAGACGAGCAAAGAAAUUUCCUCGACAACACUAUUAGAAUAAUGGUGAACAGAGCAUUGCACCUUAAACGAUGGCGCCCACCUAAAGGACUUAUGUUUAGCUUACAACAACAAAGCGAUGUUACGGAACUGGAUUACAAUUUUCUAUCGUCACUUAUUUCUCAUGCAUUUUUCUCGACUUUCCCAAAAAGAACGCUCAAAACGCAUCCGACUUUACAAGACUUCAAUUUUACACAUUUUUUUAAAAAUUUACACAGAAAAUCACAGAGAAACAAACUAAAAAGUUUAAUACAUUAUUUUGAAUGGUUGGAUAAGAAUAGCAGCGAAGGCAGCGUUAAACUAAGCAGACAGGUAAUGACAGCAAAGCAAUGGUUAACUAUAGAAGAUUGGUUAGAAUGUACGUUGCCGCUGUGCAAGUUGUUAGUGAGGCACGAGGGACGGCCGGAGCGAUGCGAAAACGAUGAAGCCAUUAGAAUAUGUUUUGCUAGCAGUAGAGUCGGCGGCGACGUCCUUAUUGAUGGAGAUUCACAGGAGUCGCUGACAAUGUUUAUGAUGCCGGAGCUGCUACCCGUCAUGCUUUCGGUGGAAUCGCUGGAGGACAACGAGGUGUUGAAGGCGGAAGGCGUCAGAUUGUUUAGCCGGAUCAGCGACAACCGCCAGAAACCUAAUAUCGAACUACUCUCUGAACCUAAAACAGUAACCGUAUGUCUAAUGGACGCUGAAGAUUACAGCGCCUUGCCCCUCGGUCAAUGGGAAGAAGACAACGUGCUUCGGGAACUGAACAAGAGCCUGCUCGCCUUCCAGCAAGCGCCUAUGAAGAGUCGCGAUAGCCAGCAACGACAAGAGAGAAGAUUGUCACCUAUAGGGGAAUCAUUUAGCCACACACCUCCUGAAGUCGAGGCGACAGUGAUGAUAAAGCAGUCGUCAUGCAGCACAAUCAACAGCUACAACAGCAGGAGUCCCUCUCCGCAGACAUACUGCGCAGCCACACUUAAUUUAAACGAUCCCAGCGUAGAAUUAACAAAACGAAAAUGUUGGUUAUCUCCUGAUGGAGGUGUUUUGAACAAUCGAAGGGGAAGAUUCAUUGUGCUGGGCUCUUCGGGAGAAUGUCUACCGGUGACAAGGAGUCCAGGUCUUAUCAACCUGGAUACUCAAGAGGACAGUCUCUAUUCUAGUUGUAAUUCCAGCGACGACGAAUAUCACAGUGCAAAUGACAGCUUUGACUACGAUACGAUUUUCCAGAAAGACUUGUCCAUUCCAGGAGGUAGCGAGGAUGAAGGCAGAGGCGAAAGCGCACGUCCGAACUCAUUGAAGUACUACAAGGAACUAUCCACUGAGGAGAGGCGGCAGAGCUUCGCGGAGAGGUUGCGGGAGGCGCUGAGGAGAGAGGCGGAGAACUCCUGCACCACCAGCACCACCGGCGAUUGGUCCACUGACAGCUCCAGCUAUGCACCAGGGGUCAGCAUACCGUGUGCAGAACCUAAUGGGAAUGAAGUUAGGGUAAAACGCGGCAGUUCCGUUGGUUUCGUGCUUACCGACAAAGAAGUGGACAACGGCAAUACUUCCUUGAGCCGACGACCGAUUGAAAGGAAGGAAACAGGGAAUAGUUCAAAAUAUAGUUUUAGCACGGAAUAUACUUCGGAAUUAGAAGAAGUAUACGAACAAUUCAAUCAUUGGUUAAACGAUCCCAUUUGCAAUAACACAACGGAAGAGAAUAAAAAUAAAGAGUUGGAUCCCAGGGAUUUAGCUGUGAUAAGGUUCGCCGGAUCGCUGCUGAAGCGUACGUUGAGCGAGUCAAUGGCCAGCGGCACUGCUGGCGCCAGUGGCGCGGAGGCGGCCGAGCUGUACGGUCGCGACGGCCGCGACCGCGCUACGCCGCGUCGUCUCGCUCUCGCUGCGCGCUCUCUCUCACUCGAACUAGCGCGCCAUAGACACCGUCUCGCCGCACAUUUGAGACGUAAAGUAAAAGAGUCGAUACCAGAAGAGAUAUUAGAGAGUACGAAAGAGAGGCACAAUACCAACAAUAAUAGAGAGACGAAUGAAGCCGCCUCACUCGACUCUUCCACAGACACAUCUUCGACGCAGUUGUCCAACCCCAAUUUAAAAAAGAAAAAACUAAAUUGGGUUGUCAACAUGAUUGUCGAGACGAUCGAAGAGACAGUUGAAUGUGAACCAGUCACUGUCAAUAUAAAGAAAUCUAAGCUAAACGAGCUGGCGCACAAGAUAGUGUCGGGCGGGUCGUGCCGGCCUGUGGCGACGGGCAAUUGGGGCUGCGGCCGGCGGCAGCGCGGACACCCGCAACUCAAGCUGCUGCUGCAAUGGCUGGCCGCGAGCGUCGCCGGGGUGCCCGCCUUGAUCUAUUAUACCUUCGGAAAUGAGAAGCUCUUUAAGCUGGACACAUUGGUUCGAGUGCUGGUGGAUAGAAAAUGGACAGUUGGUCAGUUAACGCGGGCGGUGCUGAAGUUCGCGCGUCAAGUACUACACGAGCCCCACGUCAUCCCCGACAACCAUUCCCUUUUCGACGAGUUGAUCGGCAUUGAAAAAAUACCAGAUGACUACUAGUUCUGUUAACUACGAAGACUACAGCAACGUACCGUCAUGACAACGAUAGUGGCGCCAAAAUGACGCCAUCUUAUAAAUAUGGUAUUGAUAGGAUUUCAUUACAAAUAAAAACGUUGUAGGGACGUUUUAAAGUUAGUCGGAAUACUUUUCCGGCCUUAAAACGUUUCUACAACGUGUGAAAUAAGAUUACAAACAAAAUUUGACUAUUCGUACUGAUUAUGUAUGCAUUUAUAAGUUCAGACAGAUGUCUACGUAUACCUUAAUGCGUUACUCGUUACUUGUAUGGAAUGUGAUUUUGGCAGCUGUGUCUUAUUUACUCAAGACUAGUGCAAUUUUAAAUAGCAUUAAUAACAUAGUUACAUAAAAGCAAUACUAUAAUUCGAAAUAUGAUUAUACAAACUUAAUAUUUUUGUACAAAAUUAUCAGUACAAGUAUAAUAAAAACAUUUAUAACAGUAGGGUUUUUUAUCUAAUCAAUAUAACGAAUAAAAAUUUUAAGGGCAAUUUACAAAUAAAAAGGCAGUUAUAAAUUUUACCUAUUAAAGAUAGUAUUAUAACGAACUUUUGAACAUUUUCGCAUUUGUUAUAAAUACCUACGCUGGGCUGGACUUAAUCCAAAAACAAAGACGCAAAAAAUACGUAUCUUAAUUUGUUUUCCUUAAUUACAAAGUAUUUUGUGUUAAAGUGUUAUAGCUAAAGUAAAAACAGAUGCAAUAUUGAUUUUGACAUCUUAAUUAAGUACAGCGAUAAAAGAAUCUACAUUCAAGACUAUGGUUAUUUAAGUACCGACGUAUAUAGUUUUGGAACUAAUUUUGCGUUCUCUAGUCGUUGUUUUAAUUGGAUUAUAGCCAAACAAGCCGAGCCUAUUAUUUGUAAUGGUGUUAUGUUGUUUAACACUAAAUAUAUAGCAAUUUAUUCGUUCUAAACAUUGGUUUACUAUUAAAGGAAUUUGAACUAUGAUUUCACGUAAAUAUUGUAUCGUCUGGUCACUUCGCUCAGUGUAAUGUUCUUAUCUAAAAGUUUGUUCGAAAAGAUCGUUGUGGUCGCUAAACCUUAAAUUGUAACUAUUUGCUACAAACUUCUUAUUGUGAAUCAAAUAAUAAAAGACAUUUGAAUAGGGCAACACAGAUGCACCUUAGUAUUGCUAUCUAAAUUAAAAGUACUUAACGUCAGUGGUGCCAACAUACAACGUUUGUUUUCGAGCAAAUUUUACUUUUAUGUUGUAGACAUCGUUUUACAAAGUCUUCCACUGAUCGAAUCUCAAUGUGUCCAAAGUUUUCUUGAUUUUUAUGACUAUACGAGUCUACCAAGUGAUGAGUAAUAAAUGCGUCAUAUAAAUA
Molecule: messenger RNA, 4543 nt
Organism: Papilio xuthus (Asian swallowtail)
Lineage: Eukaryota; Metazoa; Arthropoda; Insecta; Lepidoptera; Papilionidae
Exons: 18
Coding region: 430-3204 (924 amino acids)
Biological process (GO): carbohydrate metabolic process; regulation of DNA repair; nucleotide-sugar metabolic process
Cellular component (GO): cytoplasm; nucleus
Molecular function (GO): poly(ADP-ribose) glycohydrolase activity
Source: RefSeq, a predicted model, not a curated record